Molecule: messenger RNA, 1638 nt
Organism: Capronia epimyces CBS 606.96
Lineage: Eukaryota; Fungi; Ascomycota; Eurotiomycetes; Chaetothyriales; Herpotrichiellaceae
Exons: 2
Coding region: 1-1638 (545 amino acids)
Molecular function (GO): acid phosphatase activity
Source: RefSeq, a predicted model, not a curated record
AUGCGCUUCUGCCUGAUUGUUCUGGGCUUGCUACCUGCUCUAGCCACCUCGUCACCUCUUCCAAGGCAUCGGAGGCAAGCCAACAAUUCCUCAGAGCCCCUCACGGAUAUCCACCUCAUCCAACAGUACUGGGGCCAGAUUACGCCGUACGCAGACAAUGCGGAGGAGUUUUUCGGCGUCAGUGACGUCGGUUUGCCAGAUGGAUGUCAGGUCGAGCAGGUUCAUCUGUUGCAGCGGCAUGGAGCUCGGUUUCCCACCAGCUAUUUUGACGACGGUGUCAACAAUGAGCACUUUGGCGCCAAAGUCUUCAAUUGGACUCAGGCGAAUUCAUCGGAGCUGUUCACCGGUCCUCUGAGCUUUUUGAACUCGUACCGGUACCAGCUGGGCGAGAGCUAUCUCAUUGGAACCGGUGCCUCCCAGCUGUUUGAAUCGGGAGUUACCUUUUGGCAGCGAUAUGGCCGGACGCUGUUCAAUGCGUCGGUCGGCCAAUUGGCCUACAAUGCCAGCUUCCCCAAUGGUACUGCGAGACCCAAGCCAGUGUUGAGGACCACGUCACAGUCCCGGAUCGAAAACACGCAAAUCAAUUGGGCGCUGGGAUUCUUUGGGCCGUCCUACCUAGAAGAGCCCAACCCCACGCUGGCAAAUGCCACCCAUCCGUUCAGUUUGGUGGUCAUUCCUGAAGGUGGAACGGAAAACAACACGCUAGCAUCCUACGACAGCUGUACCAACGUGGACGACGCCACUAUAGGAUAUCUAGGGGAUCUAGAUCUUUUGUCCUACCUGCCGUUGUACCUGUCUGAUGCCCAUGAUCGCCUGGCAGACUACGUGCCAGCCGGGUUUAAUCUGACCAUCAAUGACACCUACGCCUUGCAGAGCAUCUGUGCCUAUGAGACCAAUUACCUUGGGCAAUCCGAUUUCUGCACCCUUUUCACCGAAAACGAAUGGGCCGGCUUCGAGUCCACGCUGGACCAAGAGUACUACUACGACUAUGCAUACGGCAACCCGACGGGCCGGGCGCAAGGGAUCGGCUACCUGCAAGAACUUCUCGCCAGGCUGACGCAUCAGUACAUCACGUCGUCCAACUCGAGCGUCAACAGCAGCAUCACCAACAACACGGCGGAUUUCCCUCUGGGCCAGAAAUUAUAUGCUGAUUUCUCGCACGAUGACAUCCUCAUUUCAGUGCUGACGGCCGCCUCGGUGGAUUAUUUUCGCGACCCGCCGUCGCUCACGGACUACCCGCCGGAUGCAAACCGACACUUUAUCCUGUCACAUCUGACACCUUUUGCGGCUCGUCUGGUGACAGAAGUGGUAGGUUGUGGCAGUGGUAACCCCAGACCCCAACCGUCCCGGACCCAAUACUAUUCUAGCCAGUACGGAUACGAUGCGAGCAACGCCACGCACAAGUUCUUGCGCAUGCGACUGAACAACGGGAUCUUGCCUCUGUCGACCGUCCGCGGUGGCUACUGUGGGAACCGGACUGACGGGCUGUGUCCGCUAAACUCAUUCAUCAAGAGUCAAGCAGGAGCGUUCGAUCAAAGCAACUAUCAAUAUGCGUGCUUCGGAAACUAUACCGUGGACUACCCCAACAACGGGACUGACUAUGACGGGACCAUCUUCAGUGGCAGUGAUUCGGCGUAG